Molecule: messenger RNA, 324 nt
Organism: Portunus trituberculatus (swimming crab)
Lineage: Eukaryota; Metazoa; Arthropoda; Malacostraca; Decapoda; Portunidae
Product: protein ZBED8-like
Exons: 1
Coding region: 1-324 (107 amino acids)
Source: RefSeq, a predicted model, not a curated record
AUGACAACAAAGGUAGCUGAUGUAACGACAGUAGUUGCAGAUUUCUUUGAAGAGUCGGGACUGGAUUGGAACAAACUGAAAGGGGUUUGCACAGAUGGUGGCCCUAAUAUGCUUGGUUCACGAUCAGGAUUCAUUAUUCUUGUGAAGCAGAAGCAGCCUGAUUUAAAAGGAACACACUGCAUGAUCCAUAGAGAAGCUCUAGCCUCAAAGACAGUUCCAAAGAACCUUCAUGAUGCUUUGACUAUCAUAAACAUUGUUAACUAUGUGAAAGGAUCAGCCUUGAACACUCGCCUCUUUCGCGAACUCUGUCAGGACAUAACAUAA